Molecule: messenger RNA, 3180 nt
Organism: Anolis sagrei ordinatus
Lineage: Eukaryota; Metazoa; Chordata; Lepidosauria; Squamata; Anolidae
Source: RefSeq, a predicted model, not a curated record
AUGGGAUCUAGGAGUCUUAAUAGACCAAGAGAUGAACAUGGAGUCAAGAGGGCGAAUCAGCAGCGGAAAAGGCCAGCUUCUUCCUCUUUGCAGAAGGCGGCCAUCUUUCGCUGCCUCCAAGCCUUGAUGGACCACGGCCUGAAGCUGGAACCCGCCUGCGGUUGGGACGCCACUCCUUUAGGGCGUUUGGGGACAGCAGUAUGGGAGGAGGAGGAGGCAGCGCAGGAGCAGCGCCUGCAGGCGUGGGCCAGCAGGGCCCUUGCGCGCCUCUCCCGCCAGCACUUCCUCCCGGUCAUGCGAGAGCUCCAGCGGCACCUCAGGCCCUUCGUCCAGCCAGAGGAGUUCACCCUCCGCACCCUGGGCAAGGUGGCCGCCAACAACGUGCUCCAGUGCAUCCCCUUCAUGGGCAUCACGCUGACCACUCUUCAGACGGUCACUCGUGGGAUGGAGGGUGUCCGGAGGCGCCAGGCCCUUUGCCAAGCUUUGGGGCAGAUGUGCCGCGCCAUCCGCAUCUACCUGCGCAAGUGGGAGCGCGCCCCGUGGCCCCGCAUCAGCGCCCGGCAGUUCUCGUCCUACCUCUUCCCGCUCUACGCCUGCCUCGCCCGCACCUGGCUCCCUGACACAAACCCACAGGUGGGCAUCGGCGUUGCCUUGGCCUCUUCCGCUGCUGCAUCACACGCUUGGCCCACCUCCCUUUCACAGGAACUGCUCUCAAGCCAAGUCUCACCCAUUCUGUAUACCUGCAUCCCAUAUUUUGUGUACUCCCCAUUGACAUCUCUAACCCAUGAAGGACAUCCUCCUCUUUGCGGCUCAGUACCAGAGCGGCCUGGAGCCUUUCCUUAUUACUCAGGUGGGAGGCAAGUUGUUGUUGUUGUUGUUAUUCUGCUCCGGACCCUUUUCUACCUUCCCUCGGUUUUUGCUGCAGAUUUUGAGCCAGAUCCUGGGGGCCGCCCUGGUGAACAGCAUCCCCAUUCCUUCAGUGCAGGUGGAGCCCCUCGUUCGGACCCUCGCCCAACAGAUCUUUUCUGGAGGCCCACCUCACCGGCACCACCCGCAAGGCUCCAGCCGGGAGAACUGCAAAGGAAUCUCCUGCCUCUUCUUGCAGCUGGGUACGGGCCUUGCGAGGCGGGACGCCCCCUGUGGGAAGGGCCUCCCUCCUUCCAUCGAAGGUGCCCUUGCCUUGCUUUCCUCCUUCUCCGUCCCGCAGCCCGCCUUCACCCUUUGGAGCUGCUGAAGGCCUUCCAGAGGAGCCUGGAAGGAGGUCCGAGUGCCCUUCGCGUGGCCCUGCUCCGGACACUCGCCCAGAUUGCCAGCGCUCAGCGUCCUGAACUCUGGAGGCAACGGGCCAUGUUCGUGAAGACGGUGAGAGUCCUCCUGGCCAACAGUGAGACCAAGGUCCGCCUGGCCAUGCUCCAGGCCAUCGGUCAGCUUCUACGCAGUCGAUAUUUGGAGAAUAUAGAGGGCUGGACCUUGAACUACGUCUCCCUACAACUGGCCAUCUCUGCCCACCGGCUGACUCACCCGGCAUUGAAGCUGCCUUUGGGCGGCUUGGAAGAGAAGGCCAUUGAGAGAACCUGCAUCGAAGUCCUCCAUGUGGCUGUUUCUUCUGGGAACGGAGCCAGCCGAGAGCUGUGGGGCCGGCUGCUGGGCUACCUGCUCCAGCCCCAUUAUGGCCACCUGGCUGGCCCUCUGUGCUGCACACUGGCCCUUUUGGCAGAGCGGCGCUGGCAGUGGGCCCCUCGGAGGCUGAUUGGAGCCGAGGAAGGAAACUCUCCAACUCCUCAGGAACUGAUGGCUCGGCUCCUGGGUCUGGCGGUCUCUCCUUGGGCAGGGUCCAGCCGAGGAGGGCCUGCUCUGCUCCUUCUGAGCCUCCUGCGGACAGAGAUGGACACAGAGGCAGCCGCAACGUGGUGGGUGGUCCUCCCGGCCAUGGUUCGCUACCUGGAAGGUCACAGCCAGUAUACUCUGCCUGCAUCCCUUUGGGAAGAGAAGCUCUUGGAGUUCCUGAAGGCAUCCCUGCAGCGCAAAGGGGGCGUCCCUGCAGCCGGCUGGGUCUUGACCCUUGCAAAGGAAUUCACCAAACAGAAGGGACUCUGGCCUGAUUCCUCCCCAGAGCAGGUCUUCCUCUCCAAGGCUUCUGGGGUGGCCCUCUCUGCAGCCGGAGACCCCAAAGUGGCCACACUGAUCCUCCAGGACCUCCUCCUGCAAGCAGAUUACGCCGACCAAGGGCAAAUGAAGGGCCUGCGCUGGUGCCUGGCUUACUGCGCGGAGGGUCAUCCGGCCGCAGUGCUGGACGCUUUGGGACGCUUUGAGGCCGCCAUCUUGGAGGAGGGCGAGGAGCCUGACUGCCCACUCUUUGGCCAGGGCCUCCCCGAGCCAGAGAGGAUGGGCGUGAAGGCGGCUCUGGUGAACUUCUAUGGCGCUCUCCCCGGCUGGGUCCAUAAAGAGCAGCUGCAGUUCCCCUUGCUGGAGCGGAUCGUGGCCAAGAUCCUGCUGCAUUACGAGACAGCAGGAGGGACAGAGAGAGCCAAGGGAGACCCUCAACUGGCCUUGAGCUUCAUCCGGAGCCUGUCUGGGCUCAGCCUGGCCAUCCAAGCCUUGGAGGAAGACCCUCUUUCCUUUGGGAUCCCCCAAAAGCGGGGCCUCUUGGACCGCCUCCUGGCCCUCAUCCAACCUGAAUCCAAGGACGGCCGGAUGGUGUCUCCAGUCUGCAAAGAGGUGAUGGCUGCUCUGCAGGAUUUGAGGCAGGUCAGGGGUCAAAGGGAAGGUGGUCCCAUCCCCCAAAAUCGGGGCACAGACUUUGACCCCAAUUUGCACCUCCACAGCCGCAGCCCAGAAACCUUGAGCCAUGAGGAAAACAUCGAACUGGCCGAGCAGAGCCUGAGCCGCUUCGUGACCCUCCUGCCUUUGGAAGAAGACAACAACCAGGUGGGAGGUUAUCAUCACCAUCAUCAUAACAUGAUUUUUGCUUCUGGGUGAUAAAUGUCAGGAAGGAAAGAAAAAGUAGGAAGGGAGAAGGAAGAAGAGAACAAGAGGGAAGAAAGAAAAGGGAAAUAAAGGAGAAAAGGACGAGAGAAGGAGGGAAAGAAAGAAGGAAGGAAGGAAAAAAAGAAGAGGAAGGAAGGGAGAAGGAAGAAAAUGGAGGAAAAUAAAUAGGGAAAGAAGGGAAAGUAAGAAAAG